CUUUAUUAUCCAUCUUUACAGGCUCUCCGUUAACCGCCAUGGCUUCCAGGAAACGGGCCCUCUCCGGUGAUAACGGAGCCCAGAACGGAGCAUCGAGCGGCUCCAAGCAGACCCGGUCAACGGAGCGAAAGAGACACGUCGCCGCCUUGAUCCUGGCCCGGGGAGGCAGUAAGGGGAUCCCGCUGAAGAACAUCAAGAUGCUGGCUGGAGUCCCGCUGAUCGGAUGGGUGCUGCGAGCCGCCGUGGACUCCGAGAUGUUCGACAGUGUUUGGGUGUCGACAGACCACAACGAGAUUGAGAAAGUGGCGAAGUCCUGGGGGGCUAAAGUUCACCGGCGCAGCGCUGAAGUCUCCAGAGAUUCUUCUACGUCUCUGGAAACCAUGCAGGAGUUUGUGAUGCUGAACCCAGAGGUGGACGUGGUCUGCAACAUCCAGGCCACGUCUCCGUGUCUCCACCCGUUCCACCUGAAGGGGGCGCUGGAGAUGAUGAUGCUGCAGGGCUUUGACUCGGUCUUCUCUGUGGUCCGCAGGCACCAGUUCCGCUGGCAGGAGGUCAAGAAGGGAUCCCGUAAGCUGACGGAGCCGUUGAAUCUGGACCCGGCUAAACGUCCUCGGCGUCAGGACUGGGACGGAGAACUGUGUGAGAACGGAUCCUUCUACUUCAACACCAGCAAGCUGAUCAAGGAGGGGAUUCCGCAGAAAGGAAAGGUGUCCUACUAUGAGAUGCUGCCUGAGUACAGCGUGGACAUCGACGUGGACAUCGACUGGCCGGUAGCAGAGCAGAGAGUCCUCAGGUACGGCUACUUUGGUCGGGACACUCCAGAGGUGGUCCGUCUGAUGUUCUGUAACGUCUCUGGAUGUCUGACAGAAGGACGGAUCUUUCUGUCUGUAUCUGGAGAGGACAUGGUCUCCAUCAACACCAAGGACACGGCAGGCAUCCGGAUGGUGCAGAGAGAAGACGUGGAGGUGAUUCUGCUGACCUCCAGUGAGGACCCAGUGACCCGAUCACUGGCCGACAAGCUGGCCACGAGGAUGGGCUGCCAGGUGAUGCAGGUGGGGGCGGAGCCUCUGGAUGACUUGCAGCCAAUCCUGAAGGAGAAGAACCUGGACUGGAAAGACGUGGCGUACAUCGGUAACGGCCAGGCGGACGUCAGGUGUCUGAACCUGGCCGGUUUGAGUGCCGUACCUGGAGACGCUCCGGUCGUCGCCAUCAACGCCGCCAAGUACACCUGCCACGAACGGGGAGGACUGGGAGCCGUGAAGGAGUUCUGUGAACACAUCCUGCUGCAGAAACAGAAGGCAAAGUCUCAGAUGGAGCAGGAACACAUCGACCGAAGCAGCUUCUAAACGCAGCUGAGGAGUGAGUGGCAGCAGCGAAACAACACAGAUUAGUUUGAUCAAGUUUGGUCAUUUACUGAUCUGGGGUCAGAAUAUUUGGACUGUUUUCACUGAUUAACCUCAACAGAAGGUGUUUAGGUCAAAAUAUGCAGAUUCCAACCAAAUCAGAGGAUAAAAACUGGUUUAUUAAAGAGCAAAGUGACUCUAAAUGUAGAUCCAAACCACCAAAAGCAGACUUAGAUAAGCAGAAAGCUGAAGCUCAGCAGUUUGCUGUAUGUUUUCCACAAAAACAGAACACCAAAUUCAACUUAAUUGUCUGAUCAAACUGGUUCUGUGCUCUGACCAACCACCUAUCACAUGUACUGAUAUGAGCCCUGAAAGUUUACCCAGAAUGCACUGCCUAAAAAGACAAACUUCUCCAAAGUGGCUCAAGAAAACCUGUCCAAGCUGACUAAACCUGUGUCCAGAUUUGUCCCAAAUUACUCAAAAUGUGUCAAACAUGACAAACUUCUGAAGAAAUCAUUCAUUUCUUGUCUAAAAUUACUAAAAAAAAAAUGUGUCCAAAAUAUCAAAAAGUCUCUGAAAUGACUCAAGUGAAGAGGAGUCUUCAGAAAAUGUACAUAUUGGAAUGUUUUAACUAAAAUAUAUUGAAAAGGACAAUUUUAGGCAGAAACCAGGUUCUCUGUAAGGAACCAGGAAAAGUACUGAUGGAAUUCUGUAGAAUAAUUGUGGUUUAUAUCAGGAAAACAAUCUGUAUUCUAAUAAAAUUCAUAUGUUUCUUA
Messenger RNA from Acanthochromis polyacanthus (spiny chromis), 2119 nucleotides. Its product is annotated as N-acylneuraminate cytidylyltransferase-like. Gene Ontology annotation, molecular function: N-acylneuraminate cytidylyltransferase activity. The transcript has 9 exons. NCBI's taxonomy places the organism in Eukaryota, Metazoa, Chordata, Actinopteri, Pomacentridae. Bases 39 to 1346 code for a protein of 435 amino acids. The record is from RefSeq and is a predicted model, not a curated record.